AUGAACUAAGAGGAGAUAAUGUUCCUGGCUUCUGCCCUCAAUGAUAUCUUGAACAACAACAAUAUCCAAAGGAAAUAGGGAGAGGAAAAACUAAACUAAUUGAAAUCCUUUGAUCCCAAUAAAUAUGCUUGCUAUCUUACUUCAAUAAUCACAAAUAGUGAAGUCAACAUUGAAGUCCAGUGCUUGGCUGCUGUUAUUCUCAGAAGGAAUAUUUCUAGCACAGCAACAGAUUCCUAAGAUGUUAAUAAUUAAAUAAACAAUGCAAACCUGUGGAAUAGGUUGGAUUCAAAUGCCAGAGAGUAUGUUAAAAACGAGCUAUUGAAAGCUAUAUCUGAGUGUAAUAAAAAAGUACUAUCAAGCAAAAUAUGCAAUUUACUGAUUGAGAUUGGAGGUAGUAUGCAUGAAAUAGAGCAAUAGAUAUGGCAAGAUCUGCUAAAUCUAAUCUUUAGCUUUGUGCAAUCUGAGAUCGACAUCAAAGUAGAUUCUGCUCUUCAGAUUUUCAAUGGAUUGUUCUCAUAUAUAAUGGAACACUUAGUCAAGUAUAAGAAUGAUCUUUUGGGGAUAUUUAGUAAAACCCUCGAUCACAGCUCCCUUGACAUCAAUUUAGCAGCACUUCAAGCUGUUUCCAAUUUCUUGCAAAUAGCUGAGAGGAAAGAUUCUCUGCACUUUAUCUAAUUGCUACCUCAGAUGUCUAAUGUUGCUAUCAAAGCUCUCUAGAUUGAUGAGGAAACAGUGCUCUAAGAUGCUUUAGUAGAGUUCAAUGAGCUUGCUGAAAUAGAGCCUAAAUUUUUCAGACAAAAUUUUAAGGAUCUUUUUGAUUUGUUCAGUCCAAUAGUCUCAAAGAAUGACUAUACUAACCCUAUUAUCAGGCAUCAACCCAUUGAGUUUUUCGUAACAUUGACUGAGAGACUUCCAAUAAUUCUUAAGAAGGAUUAAGAUACGUUGAGAUAAUUACUAGAUUUGAUAUUUAAACUAAUGAUCGAUAUUGAUGAACUCAUUGAUAACAGUUGGCUUAAGCCUAAAGAAGGUUUUAAAGUUGAGGAUGAUGAAGAAGAUGAGGAUUCUGUUGCGUUUGGUAAAACAUGUGUUGACAGAUUAGUAUCUAGCAUAGGAGAAGAGAUAAUGCUACCUUUGCUUAGUCAGUUAGUUCAAAAUACUAUAGCUAAUGAUUAUGACUGGAGAUAUAAAAAUGCGGGCUUAAUGGCUCUUUCAUAAGUAGGGGAAUAUGUGAAUGACAUUUCUAUGAUUGCACCAAUGAUUCCAACUGUGCUUGAACAUCUUCAACACCCAUGCCCAAAAAUCAGAUUCGCAGCAUUGCAUUGUAUUGGAUAAAUUUCUGAUGAUAUGACUGAGGAGUUCCAAGAAAAUUUCCAUCCCACAGUUUUACCUGCAUUAAUUCAAAUGCUUGAUGAUCAAGUACCAAGAGUUCAAUCUCAUACUUGUGCCUGCUUGAACAAUUUCCUAGAAGGAACCACUGAGGAGGUAGCCUCUUAGUAUAUAUAAGUGAUUAUGGAGAAAUUAUUGAAUUUAAUUCAGAAUGGAAUUUCAAUAAUUAAGGAAAAUGCUGUGACAGCACUUUCAUCAUUAGCCGAGGCGACUAAAUCCAAUUUCGAUCAAUACUAUGACUUUUGUAUGAGUAGUCUGAGCUAGUUUAUUGGUCAAUUCAAUGAACCUUACUACAAGUAGUUCAAAGGGCAACUGAUUGAAGCAAUAACCAUUAUUUGCUGCUCUGUUAGCAUUGAAAAAUUCCAACCUCACUAUGAAAUAGUUAUCAAUGCUCUACUAGAAAUGCAGAAUAACUAUUUCAAAAAUACAGAUUCAUAGAAAACUUACCUAAUUACUGCAUGGUAGAGGCUUUGUACUUCAAUGAAAGAAGACUUCAUUCCUUAUCUGUCAAUGAUCUUGCCAUCUUUAUUCUCAAUGGCUGCAUUCAAUCCAGAAAUUACUAUCUAGGGACAAUAAAAAGCAGAGGAUUUGCAAUCAGUAUUAAAUGAGUUAAAGGACGAUAAUAAUAAAGAUAAGCAAAACGAUAUCAAUACUGAUGAAAUGGAUGAGAAGUAAGAAGCAAUUAAAAUGCUUGGAGUAUUCAUUGAUGAACUUGGACCUGCCUUUUUUGAUUGGGUUGAGCCAGCUUCUAAGCUUAUCCUCAAUUUAAUCGGCUACAAAGCAAACUCAUAGAUUAGAGAGGAAUCAGUUUAGUGCUUACCAGGACUCAUUAUUUGUAUUAAAGAGGCUAAGCCUGAUGAUUAAGGUUUAUUGGUUGAUGUUGCUAGAUAAUAUUUAGAAAAUAUCUGGAGAACAUUAUAAAAGGAACUGAACCCUGAAACCUUAAUUCAGUAGGUAACUGCUGUCAAGGAAAUUAUAGACACAUUAGGUAUGCCCUUUAUUGAUCAAGUUAUACUAAACUCCCUUGGAUCUCUAGUAGUUGAAUUGAUAAAUGGAUCUGAUGAAAGAAUCAGGGAAAACAAUGAAACUUUGAAAAAUGAGGCAGAUGAUGAUGAUGAUCCAGAGUAAGAUUAUGAGCUUUUGAAGGAAGAGAAUAAAAUUGAAUCAGAACUAUAAAUUACACUAGAAGAACUAUUAGGAGUUGUAUUCAAGACUCAUCCACAAAUGUGCGGUAACAUAAUAACUUAGCUAGGAUCUAAUCUGAUUCCAAGCGCUCUCUCAUCCAAUAUCAAGUAAAAGAAUCAGUUAGCUCUUUACCUGCUUGAUGAUAUGAUUGAACAUUUGGGACCAUAGAUAUUGGGCGAUUUUUACCUCUAAGCUGCAAGAAAGAUAAUAUCUUUCAAUAAUUCUUAGCAUGCCUCACUUAGAUAGGCAGCCUCAUAUGGAGUAGGUAUACUUGCUCAAACAAGUGGAGAUCUAUUUUAAUAGAUUGCAAAUGAAGCCCUUUAAAGUCUUAAGAUGGCAAUUGAAUACCAAAUGACUAGUAUCGUUUAAGAGAAGAACACUAAGGUGAAAUAAUUCUAAAUGGCAAAGGACAACGCUAUUUCAGCUCUGGGAAAGAUUAUUAGACAUUAGCCUUAAUUUAUUGACUUAGAAUAAAUGAUCCCCAAUUGGCUUUCCCUAUUACCACUUAAAAACGAUUUAGAUGAAUCUAAGAUUUAGAAUGAAAUCCUUGCUAGUUUAUUACUUGAAAAUCACCCAGCUCUAAUGCUAGGAUCUAAUAACGAAAGAUAUGAAAUCAUAGUACUAAUAAUGAGCGAGGUGCUGCAGAAGAAGUAUGUAGAUGAGGAGACCUGGCAAAAGUUCUCUACUUUCCUAAAGUAAACAGCCAACGAUGGAGUACUUGGACCCAUAUUCAACAAUACUUUCUAGAAUAGAAUCACAGAGGAUGCUUAGAAUAGAUUGCAUCAGGCUUUGAAUACUAAUAACUAUUAAUGA
Messenger RNA from Stylonychia lemnae, 3384 nucleotides. Lineage: Eukaryota; Ciliophora; Spirotrichea; Sporadotrichida; Oxytrichidae. The record is from the annotation of a GenBank genome assembly.